Aplysia californica (California sea hare) is the source of this 399-nucleotide messenger RNA. RefSeq names its product tRNA (guanine-N(7)-)-methyltransferase non-catalytic subunit wuho. Gene Ontology annotation, biological process: RNA (guanine-N7)-methylation. The record is from RefSeq and is a predicted model, not a curated record. Gene Ontology annotation, molecular function: protein binding; tRNA (guanine(46)-N7)-methyltransferase activity. NCBI's taxonomy places the organism in Eukaryota, Metazoa, Mollusca, Gastropoda, Aplysiida, Aplysiidae. Gene Ontology annotation, cellular component: tRNA methyltransferase complex; nucleus; cytosol.
GACUGCACCGUAAGACUGUGGUCACUACAAGGGAAACAACUGCUGACUCACAAUGUCCUCACUGACCUGCCCAGCUGUGACGUCAUACAAGAUGAUCGCCCCAGGUCCUGAUCUACCAGCUGACCUAUCCCCCACCGUCGCCAGACCCCGACACAGACAUCUCUCAGCCCUCCCUCAGCCUCCUCACCUCACUCAGCGCUGAGGGCCUCGUGCUGAGCAUGUCUGUCAGCGGCUGUGUGCUGUGGCUGCUCUCUCAGCGGGACUCGAUCCUCAAACUCUCCGCACACAGGAUGGAUGGUGCAGCCGGGACGGUACAGGAGGUGGAGCCGUCAGCGACCGGGGAAGGGGGCGUGUCUCGUCUGCUACAUGUGAUUGGGGGUCAGGCGGACUUCCUCACAG